ACGAACCCGGCUUGCUGCGUGCACGCCGGGAAAGCGUUCUCCAAGCGGUUCUGGGCUGGUCCCUGGGCUGUUUUUCUUAUCUUGUUUUCCUGAUCAUCACUGCUCCAUAGGAGUGUUUGAUUUUCUGCCCAGCUGAUAGGGAAGUCUGAUUGUUGACAUCCUCACCUCUUCCAGGAUUCAAGAGAAGACCAUUUGGUAUGCAAGAUCUUGGAAUGCAUGUCAGCUUUCAGAGGUGAUGCUGGAGAUUUGUAAAGGAGAACUAUGGAUUUGAUAAAAUUGAAGUGCGAGAUAAUGGUGAGGGGAUUAAGGCGGUUGAUGCACCUGUGAUGGCAGUGAAGUACUACACCUCAAAAAUAAAUAGUCAUGAAGAUCUUGAAAAAUUGACAACUUACGGUUUUCGUGGAGAAGCUUUGGGGUCAAUUUGCUGUGUGGCUGAGGUCGUAAUUACAACAAGAACGGCUGCUGAUAAUUUUAGCACCCAGUAUGUUUUAGAUGACGGUGGCCAUAUAGUUUCUCAAAAACCAUCUCAUCUUGGUCAAGGUACAACUGUAACUGUGUCAAAAUUAUUUAAGAAUCUGCCUGUAAGGAAGCAAUUUUAUUCAACUGCUAAAAAAUGUAAAGAUGAAAUAAAAAAGAUUCUAGACCUGCUCAUGAGCUAUGCUAUUCUGAAACCUGAGUUACGGAUCAUUUUUGUACAUAAUAAGGCAGUUGUUUGGCAUAAGACUAGAGUAUCAAAUCAUAAGAUGGCUCUGACGUCUGUUCUGGGAAUUGCUACUAUGGAACAUAUGGAAUCCUUUGAGUACCAUUCUGAAGAAUCUCAGAUUUACCUAAGUGGAUUUCUUCCAAAACUUGAUGCAGAUCAUUCUUUUACUAAUUUAUCAACCCCAGAAAGAAGUUUUAUCUUUGUAAAUAAUCGGCCAAUACACCAAAAGGAUAUAUUAAAGUUAAUCCGACAUUAUUACCACCUAAAGUGCUUAAAGGAAUCUACUCGUUCUUAUCCUAUUUUCUUUUUGAAAAUUGAUGUACCUAUCGCUGAUGUGGAUGUAAACUUAACACCAGAUAAAAGUCAAGUAUUAUUACAGAACAAGGAAUCUCUUUUAAUUGCUCUUGAAAAUCUGAUGACGACUUGUUAUGGAUCACUACCUGGUACAAAUUCUUAUGAAACUAAUAAAACAGAUGUUUCCUCAGCUGACAUGAUCAUUAGUAAAACCACAGAAGCAGAUGUGCUUGUAAAUAAGAUAGAAUCAUCUGGAAAUAAUUAUCCAAAUGUUGAUCCUUCAGCUAUUCCUUUCCCAAAUGAUGUGCACAAUUACAAGUCUGGACAAAGCACUGAUUGUUUAAAUCAUCAGAUACGUAGCGGUGACCAUUACGAUGAUCAUCUUAGUUGUGAAGAUUCUAGCACCGAUAAGAAUGCUAGAAAUGUAUUUCAAGAAACCUCAACAGAUAAUUUAUUCUGUGAUGAUGUGCAGAGCAAUAAAGAAACUUGUCUUCCACAGGCCCAAUCAGAAAAUAGCGAAAAACAUGCAAUAGACAAGAGAGGGGGAAAUGAGGAAGAAGUACUUCCUGAGAAGUCUUUAGAAAUCUGUGCAGAUGACUGGAGCAAGGGACAUGCACUUAAAAACGCAAUGGGAGAAAAUAUUGAGCCUGUGAAAGUGUUAGUACAUCAAGAAAAUCCAGCGUGUGAAAUAAAUAGUAAUAAUAGUCAUCAUGUAAGCCCAGAGCAACUGAAUGUCAGUGAAGGGUCCUGUUUUAAAAAAUCAAAUGUGGUUGAUAACAAAUCUGGACAGCUUACAGCGUAUGACUUAAUUAGCAAUCGAAUAAUCAAGAAGCCUCUGUCAGCAAGUGCCCUUUUUGUUCAAGAUCAUCGUGCUCAGUUUCUUGUAGAAAACCCUAAGAUGAGUUUGGAAGAGGCAACAAUACAGAUUGAAGAACUGUGGAAGACAUUGAGUGAAGGGGAAAAACUGAAGUAUGAAGAGAAAGCUGCUAAAGACUUUGAGCGAUAUAAUAAACAAAUCAACAAAGCCACAGAACAGGAAUCACAGGCACCAUUAAAGGAGGGCAGAAAAAAGAUCAAACCAGCCAGUGUGUGGAAUUUGGCACACAAGCAAAAAUUGAAAACUUCAUUAUCAAAUCAACCAAAACUUGAUGAACUCUUUCAGUCCCAAGCAGAAAAAAGAAAGAAUCAAAACAUUAAAAUAGUACAGGUCUCCUUUUCUAUGGAAAACUUAAAAAAGCAAAUUGAGAAACACAAAAAGUCUGACUUAGAAGAAAAAGGUGAAUUUUAUUUGGUCCACAAUCUCAAGUUUCUUGAUGCUUGGCUAAUUACAUCCAAAACAGAGGUAAUGUUAUUAAAUCCUUACAGAGUGGAAGAAGCUCUGCUUUUCAAAAGACUUCUUGAGAACCAUAAACUUCCUGCAGAACCACUGGAAAACCCAAUUAUAUUAACAGAGAGUCUUUUUAAUGGAUCUCAUUAUUUAGAGAUUUUACAUAAGAUGACAACAGACGACCAAAAGUUUGGUGUACCAACUUACCUCUCUGAUCCUCGUCUUACAGCAAAUGGUUUUAAGAUAAAAUUGAUUCCAGGAAUUUCUGUUGCUGAGAACUACUUUGAAAUAGAAGGAAUGGCUAAUUGUCUCCCAUUCUAUGGAGUAAUGGAUUUAAAAGAAAUUCUUAAUGCUAUACUAAAUAAUAAUGCAAAGGAAGUUUAUGAAUGUAGACCUCGUAAAGUUUUAAGUUAUUUAGAGGGAGAAGCAGUUCGUCUAGCUAGACAGCUACCCAUGCAUUUUUCAAAAGAUGAUAUUCAAGAUAUUAUCUACAGAAUGAAGCAGCAGUUUGGAAAUGAAAUCAAAGGAUGUGUUCAUGGGCGCCCCUUUUUUCAUCAUUUAACUCAUCUUCCAGAGUCACCAUGAU
Sorex fumeus (smoky shrew) is the source of this 2910-nucleotide messenger RNA. RefSeq names its product PMS1 homolog 1, mismatch repair system component (gene PMS1). The coding region runs from base 327 to 2909 and encodes 860 amino acids. The record is from RefSeq and is a predicted model, not a curated record. Gene Ontology annotation, cellular component: MutLalpha complex. Gene Ontology annotation, biological process: mismatch repair. The transcript has 13 exons. Gene Ontology annotation, molecular function: ATP hydrolysis activity; mismatched DNA binding; ATP-dependent DNA damage sensor activity. Lineage: Eukaryota; Metazoa; Chordata; Mammalia; Eulipotyphla; Soricidae.